GGAGCCAUGAAUAAGUCAGAGCUAUCUACUGUAACACACUUUGUCCUGCUAGGCUUUCCUGGCCCUUGGGAAAUGCAGAUCCUCCUUUUCUGGAUAAUUUUGUCGAUCUACAUCUUGACUCUGACUGGGAAUAUGGCCAUCAUUUGUGCAGUGAGGUGGGACCCACGACUCCAUACUCCCAUGUAUGUGCUCCUGGCCAACUUCUCCUUCCUAGAGCUCUGUUAUGUGACCUGCACAGUUCCCAAGAUGCUGGUUAACUUUCUUUCCAAAACCAAGACCAUUUCGUUCUCUGGCUGCUUCACUCAAUUUUAUUUCUUCUUUGCCCUGGGAACAACUGAAUGCUUCUUCCUUUGUAUCAUGGCUUAUGACCGGUACCUGGCCAUCUGCUACCCACUGCACUAUCCCUCCAUCAUGACUCUGAGGCUCUGUGGCAUUCUGGUGUCUCUUUGUUGGCUCAUUGGUUUCCUUGGACAUUUAAUUCCCAUUUUGUUCAUUUCUCAACUACCUUUCUGUGGUCCUAACAUCAUUGAUCAUUUCCUAUGUGAUGUGAACCCAUUAAUAGCACUGUCCUGUGUCCCUGGACCCACCAUAGAGCAUGUAUUACACUUUGUGUGUACUCUGUUUAUCAUUAUCACUGUUUUCUACAUCCUUGGAUCUUAUGCCUUAGUGCUCAGAUCUGUACUUCAAGUUCCUUCUUCAGUGGGUCGGCGAAAGGCCUUCUCUACAUGUGGAUCCCACCUCGUGGUGGUGUCUCUAUUCUAUGGAACCAUAAUAGUGAUGUAUGUGUCUCCCACUUCUGGAAAUUCAGUUGCUAUGCAAAAGAUCAUCACGCUGAUAUACUCUGUAGUUACACCUGCUUUAAACCCCAUCAUCUACAGCCUCCGAAACAAGGACAUGAAAUCUGCUCUCCAUCGUAUAAUCUGUGGGAUGAGGAUGAUCCAAGGCUCAUAA
Molecule: messenger RNA, 951 nt
Organism: Echinops telfairi (small Madagascar hedgehog)
Lineage: Eukaryota; Metazoa; Chordata; Mammalia; Afrosoricida; Tenrecidae
Product: olfactory receptor 11H7-like
Exons: 1
Coding region: 7-951 (314 amino acids)
Biological process (GO): G protein-coupled receptor signaling pathway
Cellular component (GO): membrane
Molecular function (GO): G protein-coupled receptor activity; olfactory receptor activity
Source: RefSeq, a predicted model, not a curated record